Molecule: messenger RNA, 873 nt
Organism: Ochotona princeps (American pika)
Lineage: Eukaryota; Metazoa; Chordata; Mammalia; Lagomorpha; Ochotonidae
Exons: 6
Biological process (GO): ubiquitin-dependent protein catabolic process
Cellular component (GO): nucleus
Molecular function (GO): ubiquitin protein ligase binding; ubiquitin binding
Source: RefSeq, a predicted model, not a curated record
AUGAUGAUGCGGAUGCAGCUUCAAGCGAAAAAAAUAGCGCGAACGCCACCGCUUCUGCUGCUGGGGGAAAGUCGAGCGAUGCUGCAAGUUCAACUCCGCGUAAGGGAGCAGCAGGCGAUGGGUGGAGGAGUAGAUCUGGGGUCUACUUUCAAAUCUUUUGGAGCGUUUUUGCGUGAAAGAAAUUUCUCUACAAGAGACCUCCCGGGCAUGCGCUCAUACAGGCCAGUUAAGCUCGAGGCGGGAAAAAUGAAUAAGCUCCCACCUCCAAUAACUCUGGGGCAACUGCAGUACAGACAUGUGGACCAUUUAGAGAUGAUGAACGUCGAGGAAGUUCAACAUUUCGUACAUUUCUGGCAGUAUAACUUGCAAACGCUACAGCAACGUUUCGGCUAUAUGUUUGGUUACUACACAGAAGACCCACACUAUCCUGAUGGCAUACGAGCUGUAUGUGAAGCCAUAUACGAACCACCGCAAGAUAACACACUGACGGAAAUUAGAAUUGACGAGGCAGCAGAAAAACAGGAACUGGCAAUAGCAGAACAACUUGCUGAGAGACUCGGCCUGGAGCUCAUUGGCUGCAUAUUCACACACGCCCCCCGUGAAGAAUUACUCACGGCCUCUGAGGUUUUACGCCUUGCUAAAUACCAACUAGCACGACAACGCACAACACAUUACACUGGCUAUCCUCUAAGUAACUUCGCAUGCUGCACAAUAUCUCUUGACCAACGGAAAACGCAUGAUGGAGAGGGUGGAGGAGAAGCUGUUGCUAAUGCGUUCAUGGUUUCCGAUCUGAUCAUGGCGCUGGUGCGCGACAACGUCAUUGCGGAGGAGCAGCCGGACGACUCUCACUUGGUGCUUCGCAAGCCAGAGCCA